AUGAUCCUAGACACUUGCAACAGCAACUCAACAAAAGUCGGAACUGAAGAGCUGGGCCUGACCAUCGCGGACUUUUCUGCAUCUUUGGCCCACGGCGAGUACUGCGCCAAAAACGCUUCAUACAUCAGGCCCGAUGAUGCUGGGUCUAUCCUUCCGUGGCCCUACACGCUGGCCUGGUUCCUCAUCCAUUUCCCAAUCACCUUGAUCAGGGUCCACCGUUGGGAGAGGGUGCAGGCCCUGUCCAUCAUCCUGGCCGUCACCACGGUGUGGUUCCAGCUUCAGGCCUACACUAGUAGCAUCGAACCAGAGGCUGUGCUCGUGUGGAUGCCCAUCUUUGUCAUCCUAGACAUUGGAGCUAUGAUGCAGCUCGUCUUUCUUAUCGUCGAAGACACUGGGUUUUGGCCUCUGGUGAGGGCUCUGCCAAACUUCUUGCCGCUCAGUGCGCGCCGAAGUAGUACAGCGUCAAGCACGGUAGUAGGGAGCGAGGAAGUUAGGAUUGAAGGUAUGACAUCUCACAACAUGCGGUGGAAUCCAUUCACUGAUCAACUAGGGUCUGGCAAAACGGCAACGGCUACUCCACUGCCCCCGUCAUGGACUGAACUCAAUAGAGAGCCGCCAAGUUCAGAGCUUGUUGGCCGCGCUUGGCUUGCGUUGCUGUCCUUUGUCCUGGGUAUACUUCUUCUUUCUAUCCAGCUCUUUGGCCUUGCCAUGGCCAUCAAAGGGUUUCAUAGCGACCAUGUCACAGCGCAAUGGUGUUCAACUUUCUUUGCUACCGCCGUCGCAGUCGAGUCUGACUGCAAGCUGUACGAUGUCACGCCCUCGCUAAGUCAAGGCAUUGGAUGCAUCACCAUCAAGGGAUACGAGCAGUACACAUGGCUGCAGGCAUCCAUCAUCAUCAUCUCUCUAUCCUUGGCCUUUCAAGUAUUUGACUGCACAAUCAUGACACUGGUUAGUGGAACGACGAGAUGGAGAGGAGCCAAGAUGAAGCGGCCUUGGUUCACCAUGUUUACCGGAAAUAUCGUACUCCUGGUUCUGAUUGUUGUUGGAGUUUUUCAGUCACAGCGUUUGCCCAGAGAUGUGAGCCCAAGCGUUCUGGUAUACAAGCAUGGUCGAGGACUAGGCAAUAGCAAUCACACCUGUAUUGGCGAGCUUACACCUUAUGGUGUACGGGGAGCCAUCAUUGGAUGGACGGAUGGGUUCUUGGAAAGCUGGGGAGACACUUAUUCUCCAAAGUUCUAUUGA
Molecule: messenger RNA, 1242 nt
Organism: Fusarium falciforme
Lineage: Eukaryota; Fungi; Ascomycota; Sordariomycetes; Hypocreales; Nectriaceae
Exons: 1
Coding region: 1-1242 (413 amino acids)
Source: RefSeq, a predicted model, not a curated record